Drosophila suzukii is the source of this 1352-nucleotide messenger RNA. RefSeq names its product F-box/WD repeat-containing protein 4. Gene Ontology annotation, molecular function: protein binding. The record is from RefSeq and is a predicted model, not a curated record. Gene Ontology annotation, cellular component: SCF ubiquitin ligase complex. Gene Ontology annotation, biological process: SCF-dependent proteasomal ubiquitin-dependent protein catabolic process. NCBI's taxonomy places the organism in Eukaryota, Metazoa, Arthropoda, Insecta, Diptera, Drosophilidae.
GCGCUUUCUAGACAUAUCGACGGAAACGAGAUAGAAUGCCACCCUAAAUUUAUAAAGUUAUAGCCAAAGAUCCAAAGAUGCAUGCAACCCGUAUGGGUUUAAAAGAUCUAACCACCGAUUGUCUGCUUUGCAUCUUUGACUACUGUUCGGAGGCGGAUCUUCUGUGCCUGUGCAAGGCGGACCCUGCUCUGGAGUAUAUAAUAGACACUCACUAUUUCUACCCACUUUCCUACGACCUCCUACUUUGUGGCCACCGGAAUAAUCCCAGAAUCGAACAGAGGAACCGAAAGCGACAGAAAAACUAUGAACGGAUUCAGGUGUCCAAGAACUGGGUUAGUGGAACCUAUUUCGAACGCCCCUACUUCCACCAUGCCCAGAUGUUUCGCACCAAACUGUGCCUGGAGGCGAACUACCUGUACAUUACCCAUGCAGGCUACUUACGGAAGUACCGGCGCACCAGCUACGAUGCACUGCAGCGUCGCUACGAGGUGGAGUUCAGUACGUCCACCCAAACAGAUAUCUCCGAUUUCGUCAAGAAGCAGGACACCAUAUUCGCUGGACGGGUGUGCGGGUCGUGCUUUCAUUACGAUGCCGAUGGCAUUACGGAACAAAGAAUGCAUCCGGCCAACGAGUAUCUGUACUGCGUGGACUUUGUCAAAGAUCUGUUCGCCACCAGCACCGAUACCUGUUGCAAACUGUGGCAGCGGAACCAGGAGUUCGGCAUGGCGCACUUCGACAUGGUGAUGAAUUUGCCGCACGCCUUUAGGUCCCUUGAACUUAGUUCAGAUGGCCAGUGGCUAUAUGGGGGUCUCUACUCGGACAAGGGUGACCGCCGGGCUCUGAGGGCUGUCCACGUGGAAAGUGGCGAGGAAAAGGUUUUCAACUCAAACACAAUGGCCAUUUACGACCUAAAACUGAAAGAUGACCAAGUUAUUUUCACGGCGAACUUCGACGCAACGUUUAGGAUGUUUGAUCGACGCAUCGAUCGAGAUGUGGCAAUUUGGGAGGAUCCCUUCGACUCUUCCUUUUAUUCGCUGGAGUACGAUGGACUGUAUGCGGCGCUGGUCGGCACCAACAGACAUUCACGAGUCAAUCUGUACGAUAUAAGAAUGCCACAAUAUGUACAAUUAUACUUUCCGGGCAGGACGCGAGAGCACAAAGCAUUUUCACCCGUUUACAGCCUUGCAUGUGAUAGCCAAUAUAUGUUUGUUGCCACCGAUCAUAACCUUCGAGUGUUUGACUUUAAGGCAAACUGUGGAAUUCGGAGGGACUACAGCAAUAUUAACGGACUUAUGAAAAGAUAAUUAUAUACAUCUGAUCACCAAAUAUACUUGUAAAAUGUAGAACACCUA